Molecule: messenger RNA, 6937 nt
Organism: Nymphalis io (European peacock)
Lineage: Eukaryota; Metazoa; Arthropoda; Insecta; Lepidoptera; Nymphalidae
Gene: LUBEL
Product: E3 ubiquitin-protein ligase lubel
Exons: 21
Coding region: 198-6698 (2166 amino acids)
Biological process (GO): protein linear polyubiquitination
Cellular component (GO): LUBAC complex
Molecular function (GO): K48-linked polyubiquitin modification-dependent protein binding; linear polyubiquitin binding; K63-linked polyubiquitin modification-dependent protein binding
Source: RefSeq, a predicted model, not a curated record
GGGCGCAAGAUUAGCGGGCACCGGUAUUAUCGGGACGCCAGUUGAGUUUCUGGGUCUACGCCGCUCGGGGUGCAACACCCAUCGCGAGUGCAGUACUGACCGAGUAAUGAUGAUCAACAAGGCUGUGUCGAGAUCCGUCAAUCGCAUUACCCAGUGUUGUUUAUUUUAGUGUUGUUUAAAGAGAUUUUCCCAUCACGAUGUUGAAAAACCGAGGGCGGGACCCGCGCUCGGCAAUACCGAGCACUCCCCUGCUAGUCCGUUCUAUUGCACCCCGAGCUCCUAUGGCAAAACCAGAACCAGACUACGAAGUUGUAGAGUUCCCUGCCGAUCAAUACGUCAACGCAAAAAUGCAGCCACCACCGCCACCUCCGCCAAGACCAGCUACAGGUCACCCAAUAGAUGCGGGUGCCUCCUGCGGCUUGUGCGGCGGGGGCGGAGCACGAGUACGAUGCACGGAGUGCGGCCGACGAGCUCUGUGCGCGUCGUGCGAUGAUAUGUACCAUAGACACCCAAAACGAAGACAUCAUCAACGACAAGCCCUCUCGUAUUCACAACUUCUCGACGAAAGACCCCCGCUGCCACCGAAAGCUGCUCCGCCCGUGCCGCCGCCGCGAAGACAUAAGAUAAGCGGCGAGAGGUCAAGUGCUAGUCCCCGACCAUCCGUUAUGGACCAACGUCGAGCUACUCUUAACACGUCAGUGGGAGCGCAUAAUCCAAUGUCGACGAUAACUAAUCCCAAUCACAUCACCACACAACGCGCACUUAUUCAACAGCCGCAGGGAGCAGUUCCGAACAUGUCACACAUGGGCAGCAUGCCAUAUUUACCAAGUGCCGUCCAUCACGCAAAUGCGACUGUUGCCAAUCAGGAGCAAAGCAUGGCCAUGGGACAAUUUUCUUCUUGGGGCCGACCACGUGGUUCUCUUCAGGGAUUUAAUAUGACUCCAAACAUGAUGCAACCUCUUCCUCUAGAGCCAUGGGAAGUACGGGAGAACUUAUCCACACAGAGUUGGGGACGCCCUUUAAGACGAGGAGCAUCGGUCAUGGAGUUAGGCGGAGGCCCGACCGGAUGCACUGGUUGCGCUCAUUGCGCAGCUAACGCUAAUCCUUGGCGUUACGGAAGUUGUGCUAACUUAGAUCAUCAAUGGAUUGGACCAAGCCCUGUACCUGGUGCUGGCCCAUGGCCACAGACAUGUUGUAGCCCACAUUCAGCACCACACAACCCUCACAUACCGACCCAUCCACAUCCACAUUUGCCGCAAACACCACAGCCCUAUCGUAGAAUGGAUAGUCGAGGAGUUUCACGUGCAGCUUCCCGGGCAGGUUCUCGAGCAGCUUCACCAGCGCUAAGCUUACGAUCACGCACAUCACGGCGUUCUAAACAUCGAACCCCGUCUCCUCCUAUACCAUCAAGUGACGCUGACUCUGAGAGUGAAGUAGAAAGCGACCAUCCAGAAACACUAAAUAAAGAUGAAGAUAACUCCUUAGGACCCGCUCCACCACCACCCGCUGCUACUUGGCAAUGUGAACAUUGCACAUUUGUUAAUGAGCCUGGAGUCAGAGUGUGUGCAGUAUGCUGUCGAACACCAACUGUCAAACCGAAAAUUGUUACCGACGUUAUUAAUAACGGUGUAGAGAGACUUAAAGUCACAGAAAAAUCCUCACGAUCACCUUCCAUACAAUCUAGUCAUGCAGUUGAGAAGACUUUAAUAAAAACUGACGACAAAAGCAAAAAAACUAGAUCAACUAAAGAACGUACGUCUACAGGAUGUGGACCGUCUCCGCCAAGGGAAGAUAAAUUAUUACUUAAAUCCAAAAAUACUACUCCAACAAGGGAGCAAAGUAAUGAACGUUCAGAACAAACCCGGAUUCGUCAUGAUAUAGCUGUAGGGCCGUCUCCUCCAAAAGAAAUACUAGAUGGACAGAGAACAUCUUUAUUGAAAAAUAAUCCUAUUAUUCAAUCUUCAAAUCAAACAUCGAAUAACUUAAGAUCGUCUUCUAGAAUUGGCAGUCCCAUAGACGGGUCUUCAAAGCUGCAUAAUAUUUCUGUCGGUCCUUCUCCACCACGUGAUAGUCCUAAACGCACAAUGUCUUCUUACCAAAGUAACUCCAUAAAUUUUCAAAAAAAGUCCGUUGGAAGCUCACCUCCUCGAGAAAAUGUUGACAGUCGACCUUUAUCCAGAUCUAGCCGUACUAAUACUGGAACUUCUCCACCGCCACAGAAUAUUUCUACGCAGACUUAUGAAGUACCAAAUAAUUGGGAGCGAGCUCAAUCAGUAGCUAGAUCUCGGCCACGACGACGCUUGAGAGAAGAGAAUCGACGAGAAAGAUCUCAUAGUAGACUCUCCUUAUCCAGUGAUACACGAGAAAGCGAAAGGAGUGUUCGUACAAGCGGUAACAGAUGGGAAUGGCGAGAGCCUCGUGAUAGUAGUCCGAACGCAGACUGGAGUGAGAGCGAACGGCGGCGCACCAGUCGCCUCACACGACGGGCGUCACAUCUUGACGUCCGACGAAGACCAGGACAACGUUCCAGCAUGUAUGGAUCUGAGGCUCCUUCACCGGAACCAUUCUCAAGUAACCGCGCUAUAUCGCUCGAAGCACUGGCCGGAGCUGGAUCGAGGAGUGACGCCGAAAGGGGCUUAGAAUUGGCACGUUUAAUGACCGAUGCUGAAAAACUAGGUUUUAGUGCAGCAGAAGUACAUGCCGCUUUAGCGCAAAAUCCAGUAGCACCACUAGCAUGGUUAAGUGAGCGGUGGCCAAGUCUGUGUGCAGGAGUUCGCGCCGCUGCAGCUCGACUCGCUCCAGGUGUUAACGUCACUGAGCUCGAAGCCCGUGCGUCAUUGGCAAAACAUAGAGGAGCAAUGUGGCCUGCUGUCAACGACUGUGUGGAGAGAUCUCGACGGCAGACAGAAGUUAUCGGUGAAGAAGGUAGAUUGCGAGGCCACGUAUGGGGUCCACCAACCGGAGCAGACGAUGAAGGGGCACCACCCUUUGCAUUUUCCAGCCGCUUACACCGCAAUCGCGCAGAAGACAGUUCAGACGAAUUCGAAGUAACUACAAACAGAUUUCAAGACGAUGACUGGAUGUACUUACCAUUAGAAAUAAAUACCAAGACUAAUCACGAAUUUGAAAGUCCGAUAAUAAAGGAUCACACAGAUGUGGCUAACAACAGUAGUCUAGAUAUAGCAGAAAAAUUAAAAAGUCUAUUAAUUCAAGCUGGUAUUCCCUCAGCUGAUGAAAAAUUACUUUUAAAGGGUUUGUUAGGCAACCAUUCUUUGUAUUCUGAGAAUAGUGACAUAAACCAUAGUAAAACAUUUGAACAAGAUAAACCCAAUGUAACAGAUUUAGUUCAAUCUGAAAAUGAUUUCAUAGCUGCAUACAACGCAUUAACAAGACUAAGCCCAUUACCAAGUGUAAACAAAAAUGACGUUACUGAAACAAGCGAUGUUUUGGAACAGAUUGAAACACAAAAGCCUCAAGAUAGUAUUGAUUAUUUCUCGGCAAAUGUAUCAAAAGAUCAUAAUUUGAUAAAGGAAACAAUAGCCUUUAAAUCACAGUCAAUAGAAAAAAACACAAAUAGUGAAUUAAGAAACGUUCCUGAGAGGAAAAUAUCAACAGAAAAUAAUGUACCUCAAGAGACAAUAGGUGAAAUUGAAGACAUUGUUCAAAAUACUAAUGUAAUAAAUAUAAAUGAUGUGAAAGAAGAUAAAUCAAUCAACCUUAACGAAAUAGUGGACAAUACACAAAAAAUAAUCCAACAAAUGAAGAGGGAAAUCAACUCUGAUAUUAAUUCCAUAAAUGAUAAAAGUAACUCACAAAGCGAAGUCGGCGAUAGAUCUAAUGAUUCACAUUCAUCUUCUGAAAAAGAAUCAAGUUAUAGCGACACAGACGGAGACGGCACAGAAGACUUGUCGUCUGAUGAAAAGGAUACAUCAACUAGUGACGACGAAAACCCUAAUGAUAAAUUUGAAGACCAGAUGUCAAUCCACAGAACUAGUUCGGAAGAGAAUGAACAGUUUGAAGAGGCAAUGGAUCAUGUCGAAACUGAACUUGAAGAUUUUAAGCAAACAAAUAUAGAAAUAUUAAAUUCCAUCGCAAGAAGUUUACAGGAAGAACAUACUUUAACAAUAGAAAUUACUGAAUCAAAAGAUAAAAAUUAUACACAGCAGAUGAGCCAAGAUAUGAAUAACAAUUUAUUUGCUGCAGUUAAUUCGUUUGAAGAAAUAUAUGCAGAACUCAACAAUGAUAAACAAAAAAAAGAAGACCAAACGAUUAAUAAGUUUCCUGAUAUGAACAAACUCAAAAGCUCUUCAAAUAAUAAUAGCAAAACUAAAAUAAAAAGUAAAUUUAAUCCUGCUUAUACCCAACAACAAAUAGACAUUUCUAUUUUCAGACCUGAUUCGCCUAUUGAGUUAGUAAUUACUAACCAGAUGCCUCAACUCUUUACGGCAACUUUAGAAGAAUUUGAUAAUUUAGAAGAAAAAGAUAAUAGUUCUCAAGAACGAGAUCUUAGUGAAGCAGUUACUGAAGCAGUAGAGGAAUCCUCGAAAGAAGUAAUUAAAAAUAACAUUACAAAUGAGUAUUUAGAAUUAAGGGAGGAAAGUAGUGUACAUAUUAAUGAUAAUCUUGAAAUUUUAAAAGAUAAUAUAACCGCCACAGACAUGUUAUUAACAAUAACCACAAACGAUAGUAAUGCCAACGAAAAAGAUUUCAAUCAAAUUAAUUCAGAUCAGAGUGAAGAAAUUGUUAAUAAAAACUUAAGUGAUAAUAUGCAUCAGGAAACUAUUGGUUCAUUGGAACAGUCAAAUGCACAUGCACAAGCAUAUAAAGAAAAUGCUGAGAAAAAUACUUUGACUGAGAGUGCAAAAAUAAAAACACAUCAUAUAACUAAUAAAUCAAAUAUUCCGAAACUUGUAAAAACAAUCCAAAGUACCAAACAAAAGAUAGAGAAUAAAAAUUUACCUAAACUUAUAGCAUCCAAAGUUCCUAUUCGUAGAGCAAGCUUGAAACAGUAUCCUGCACCUAAUCCUCCAAAAAGACAUUUUGGUGACAUCCAAAGUGGACAUGUUAAACAACUACAAACUAGACUGUUCAACAACAAAAUAGUUAAAACUAAUAUUGAAACAUUUGCGAUGCCCGAAAUUAGGGCUUCAACUUCUACAUCAAAAAAAAGUCCAGCUCCUUCUCCUCCAACACAACCAGCUAUACAAGAUCAAGACACCGGCUUACCAAAAGAUAAGAAUGUUUUUUUCAGAGAAACAUGUCGUACAGAAGAUGAAUGGACCGAAAGUGACCCAGAAGAUCAAGAUUUCCAAAUAAAUUUAAACAAAGUGGAGGAACCGAUUCCUACCCCUGUUUCGCAAAUACCACCGGUAACUUUACGACAUAUUUCUGGCCAACUAAUCGACUUAGCUAAUGUUCGAUUACCUGAGGGUUCACCAGAGAGACAAGCACGAAUGCUAUUAGCAGAAGGCGCAACAGAAACUUGGGAGCAGGCGCAGCUUGCGGUGGACUUGAUCUCACAAGGAACAGAUCCUCCUGCUGCUCUUUUGGCUGCUUUAGAAUGUGCAGAUCUUUCAUCAGCUCUUGCGUACUUACACCAAGACUGUGAACUUUGCGCAUCAAAGUUUCCGGAACAUGAGAUGGUAUCUAUGUUACGUUGUACACACAGAUGUUGUCGAGAAUGUGCUCGCCAUUACUUUACAGUACAAAUAACGGAACGUAGUAUUGUAGACUGCGUUUGUCCAUAUUGUAAAGAACCGGAGUUGGAAAACCUUCCAGAAGAUGAUUGGCUUGACUACUUUGCCCAUAUGGAUAUAUUACUAAAAACAUUGUUGGAAAUAGAAGUACAUGAACUUUUUCAAAGAAAGUUGCGUGAUAGGACUCUUGCAAAAGAUCCUAAUUUUAAAUGGUGUGUCGAAUGUUCUUCAGGAUUUUUCGUACAUCCAAAACAAAAGAAGUUACGCUGUCCUGAGUGCAAAUCAAUUACUUGCUCAAGUUGUAGAAAACAGUGGACAGUCAAUCAUGACGGAAUAACGUGCGAGCAAUACGCAGCAUGGCUUGAAGACAACGAUCCCGAGAGAUCUAUAGCAGCCGUUCAACAACAUCUACGAGAGAACGGACUGGAAUGCCCGAGAUGUCAUUUUAAAUAUUCAUUAUCCAGAGGCGGCUGUAUGCACUUCACUUGCACGCAAUGCAAAUAUGAGUUCUGCUUCGGGUGUGGGAAGCCAUUCACGAUGGGAGCGCGCUGCGGGCUCAGCGAGUACUGCGCUCGAUUAGGCCUACAUGCACACCAUCCGCGUAAUUGUCUUUUCUAUCUACGUGAUAAGGAACCGCAUGAAUUACAGACACUUUUACAAAUGAAUAAUGUGUCCUACGAAACGGAAGCAGCAGAGGGUAGCAAUAAUCGAUGUCCAAUACAGUUGCAACGAGAAACUCCCACUGGACUCGUAGAUACCACCUGUGGCAGUGAAGUACAACCAAAACAGGCAGGACUUUGCAAGAACCAUUACUUGGAGUACUUGAGCCGACUGGUGCGAGGCCAAAGAGUCGACCCGUUGCCGAUCUUGGGAGUGGACGACUUAGAAACGCUAGUACGUCGAGCCGCAUUACGACCUCCACCACGGCCCUACGGCUCGCUCGACGGCCUCUACAAACGGGGCCUUGCUGAGAUCGUUAGGGAGAAGAUACCUCUCGACUGAAAAUGAUGUGACGAUGUCUUUCCAGAAGUACAAACUAAAAAGAUAGACACGAGGCGAUGCACAUUAUAAUGAACACAUUACAAAGUAAUUAUUAUCAACUUAUUGUAUAGGAUUUUGAUUUUUUAGUUUAUUCUUAAUUAAAUACCAAUUUGUGUAUUCAUUUAUUACGUCAAUAUUAAUAUAUUAAAUACUACUGUAAAAUGUAUGAUGAAUGUCGAAUUAAACAAAAAAUAAAUGUC